AUGGAUUCAUCCUUAAAGUCAGAUCGGGAACUCAUUAUGGAAGCCAUUCGUCAAAGCGGAAAAGCUUUUCUAUUCACUCCAACUUAUAUUCAAUCCCAAGAUAAGGAAAUUGCAGCCAUGGCACUCAUUCAAAGUCCUUCACUUGGAAUAUCUUGUCAUCCAUUGCUGUACGACUGUGACUACAUUUCACAACUAGUUCGUCGAGAUGGAAGAAUUUUACAAUCACUUCCAUUGAUCUUGAAACAAAAUCCUGAAAUUGUUAAAUUGGCCAUCGAAUCCAAUGGAAUGAAUGUGAAACAUGCUUCUUUAGAAAUGCUCAUGCAAAACCUUGAACUCAUUGAAUUGGCUGUAAGCAAGAAUGGUCUCGCUUUGCAACAUGUCACCCAACAUCCAACCUUCAUGCAAUAUUUGAAAUCUCACAAGAUAUCAAAUCAGAAACAAACAACAUCCUAUUUAGAGGUCAUUAUCGAAAAGGCAUUAGAACAAAAUCCAAUGGCUCUCCAAUAUUGUCCCGAUUCGUAUAGAUCGAACCGAGAUGUUGUUUUGAAUUUACUUUCUCGAAAUGGAAUGGUGUUGGAAUUUGUCAGCUCUGAAUUGCAACAUGAUUUGGAGGUUGUGAAUACUGCUCUUCGACAAAAUGCAAAUUCUUUACAAUUCGUUCCUUAUGAAAUCAUUUGCAAGAAUGAGAGAAGUGUUCUGAGUGCUAUUAUGCAACAAAACAAUAUUCAAGCAUUGAAAUAUUAUCCCAAAGAACGACUUUGGAGCAUGUACGAGAAAAUAUUAAACGAAACAUCAUGA
Naegleria lovaniensis is the source of this 798-nucleotide messenger RNA. RefSeq lists its product as uncharacterized. The record is from RefSeq and is a predicted model, not a curated record. Bases 1 to 798 code for a protein of 265 amino acids. The transcript has a single exon. NCBI's taxonomy places the organism in Eukaryota, Heterolobosea, Eutetramitea, Acrasida, Naegleriidae.